AUGGCGAUGGAGGAUCGCGGUCCCGAGCUAGCUGCGGUUUGCUGGACGUUUGUGACUACAGCCUUUGUUGCCACGGCGUUAAGAUGCUAUGUGCGGACACGCAUCGUCAAGAGGUUUGGUCUCGACGACUGGACGAUGCUCGCUGCUCUCGUUUCCUUCAUCAUCUUUAUUGCGUGUACCUUGUGCGGCAUCCACUACGGCACAGGCCGACAUUUCUGGGAUCUAGAGGAACAGGACAUCGAAAUGGCGCUUAAAUUCUGGUGGCAUUGCUACUACUGGUACUGCGUCACAAUAAUCCUAAGCAAGGUCUCCAUCGCGGCCUUCCUGCUGCGAAUUGCCGUCAGCCGUGUCGGCCGAGCCAUCAUCUACAUUGUCGCAAUUGCCACAGUCGUUAGUGGCGUCGUCUUCUUCUUUGUUAAUAUUUUCCAAUGCCGUCCGGUUUCGUUCUACUGGAACCAGCACCAGCCCGGCACUUGCCUUGAUAACGAUGUCAUCAUCGGCAUUACCUAUGCAUACAGCUCGUUCAGCGUCGUUUGCGACUUUACUUUGACGCUCCUACCGAUCGGGUUUAUCUUCACGCUCCACAUGGAUACGCGGAGCAAGAUUGCUCUGAUUCCCAUCAUGGCCAUGGGCUCCAGCGCUGCUGUGGUCAUUCGUUUUUUCUAUAUUCAUGACUUUAACAAUCCGGACUUUCUAUAUGCCACACUCGAUAUCGCGAUCUGGUCGAUAGCAGAAUGCGGUCUUGCCAUAAUUGCCGGCUGUCUCGCCACCCUCCGCCCGCUGUUCCGUAUUGUUGGGCAGAAGUUCGGGCUCGCGAUCCCUGGGCCUACCAUUCUAAACCGAGGCGCCAUGUUUAGUCUCCCUACGAUCAAGAACGAGGAUGUCGAAGACAAUCGAACGGCCAAUGGCAGUAAUCUGGACAGUAAUACAACGGGGGAGCGCGCGUCUAUGUGGCUCCCUCAGGACCAGGAGCAGGACCAGGAGCAGGACCAGCCCGAUAAGAGCAGGGAGGAGCUUACAGUGGGACAUUGA
Messenger RNA from Thyridium curvatum, 1032 nucleotides. RefSeq lists its product as uncharacterized. Lineage: Eukaryota; Fungi; Ascomycota; Sordariomycetes; Thyridiales; Thyridiaceae. Bases 1 to 1032 code for a protein of 343 amino acids. The record is from RefSeq and is a predicted model, not a curated record. The transcript has 6 exons.